Messenger RNA from Rana temporaria (common frog), 1832 nucleotides. RefSeq names its product STAM binding protein (gene STAMBP). Gene Ontology annotation, cellular component: endosome; cleavage furrow. The transcript is spliced from 10 exons. Gene Ontology annotation, biological process: protein K63-linked deubiquitination. The coding region runs from base 160 to 1404 and encodes 414 amino acids. The record is from RefSeq and is a predicted model, not a curated record. Gene Ontology annotation, molecular function: protein binding; metal-dependent deubiquitinase activity; K63-linked deubiquitinase activity. NCBI's taxonomy places the organism in Eukaryota, Metazoa, Chordata, Amphibia, Anura, Ranidae.
ACCAGACUCUUCCCUCGGCAGAGGCGUCACGUGAGGAACGCGUGAUGCGCGGAAACGUGUGACUUACCACCAGGGAGGCGGGGACGGAAGAUCACAUGACCCGGAAGAAUAAUGCAGGCAGUCGCUGGGUGGAGGUGAGAGCUCUUCCAUUGAUCCGUCAUGCCGGAGCACAGCGAUGCCAGCCUGCCCCCGGAAGAGAGGCUACGGGCUUUGGUAGAGAAGGGGACAUCCGUGGACGUGAAUGAUGACAUUCCACUGAAGCGCUACUACCGAUCUGGGGUAGAAUUGAUCCGCAUGGCCAAUGUGUACACGGGCGAAGGCAAUACAGAACAUGCUUUUAUCUUGUACAACAAAUAUAUCACGCUGUUUAUCGAAAGGCUUCCUAAGCAUCGAGAUUACAAAACUGUCAAUGCUAUAGAGAAGAAGGAAACAUUAAAGAAACUAAAAGAUGUCGCUUUCCCAAAGGCAGAAGAGCUCAAGAAAGAGCUGCACAAGCGAUACGGUAAAGAAUAUACAGAGUUCUUGGCAAAAAAGAAAUGUGAGGAAGAGGAGUGUGCACGCCGGUUGGCUCUACAGCAGCAGCUAGAAACUGAGAGGCAGAGGGUGGCCCGCAUGAAACAGCAGCAAGAACAGCAGGAGCAGUUCCAUGCCUUUGAGGAGAUGAUACGUAGGAAAGAAUUGGAGACUGAGAGGCUACGCAUCGUACAUCAGUUCUCAACGGACACCUCUGGCCCAAAGGCGUCUGAAGGACCCCUCAUCCCUGGCGUUAAUGAGCCCCCUGCAGUUUCACAGCUCCCCACCAAUGACACUGUCCUACCAGGGCCACCUGUUGUAGAUAGGACUCUGAAGCCAGCAAGUCUUCAUGAAGGCUCUGUUUGCCCAGAUAAGCUGCGUCGUGUCGGCAUUCCUCGGGAAGUAUGUGUGAAGUUUCUGAGACUGGCAGAGCUGAACACACAGAAAUCAGUGGAGACCUGUGGCAUCCUGUGUGGGAAGCUGAUGCAGAAUGAAUUUACCAUCACUCACGUCAUUGUGCCUAAGCAGUGUGGUGGUCCCGAUUAUUGCAACACUGAGAACGAGGAAGACCUGUUCUUGAUUCAGGACCAGCAUGGGCUUAUAACACUGGGAUGGAUACAUACCCACCCAACUCAGACUGCCUUCCUCUCCAGCGUGGACCUGCACACUCACUGUUCCUAUCAGAUGAUGCUUCCAGAGUCUAUCGCCAUUGUCUCCUCCCCAAAAUUUAAUGAAACGGGCAUUUUUAGACUGACAGACUAUGGCAUGAAGGAGGUUGGUGAAUGUCGACAGAAAGGAUUCCAUCCACACUGUAGAGACCCUCCCCUAUUUUGUGCCACCAGCCACACUACAAUCGUUGACACGGAUGUCGUUGUCGUGGACCUGCGAUAAAUCCUGCAAAGUGUAUGCCAAAUAACACUCCUUUUCACACAGUAACUCAUAAAUUGCCAGAUUGCCAUUAAACUCUGUAAAGAGCUAUUUGAAGGGAUGAAGUGUACUAGAAGGGACCAUGCAUUUGUCUGCACUAUGGAGAUUGUGGCCAUUUAGAACUAGCUUCUGCUUCCUGGAAUGCUCUCCCAACAUCAUAAAAUACAAAUGGCUUUACCCCACGUUCUGGGCUGCACAGUAACUAUGAAACCAGCUUGCAUUACGAAUAGGCCUUUUUAAUAAUCGGGUACAAAGAUCAGUGGUAUGCAGAAUGCAUCUUCCGACAACCUAAAUUUAUACAAAUCAUUGGAAGCUUGUUUCUGGUUGGUUGCUGUGGGGAGCUGCUUUCUGUAUAUUGUUCCUUGAGUUAUUAAAUGAGGCCUAAGACGCUU